ACCCGGAAAUGCACAGAAGCGCUUCUGCCGCGUGCUCCCCGCUUUGAGAAGCCCUCAUUUCCUGACAGUUACAGAGUCUCUGGCUUCCUCGCGCUUUUGGCAAACACUAUUUUCGUUUGAAUUUUUCGUCUCUCCCCUUUUUUCCAUUGGCAUUUUCCGUUCCGCCUGAUUUGACGUAGUCGUAGUUGCUCAAGUAUUUUAUCGAAGUGAAGUCCAAUGUAGGCGUCGUUCAGCUUUCGCCUAUUACACGCAGUACGAGCUCAGCGGUGUGUGUGUGUGUGUGUGUGUGUGUGUACGCGCGCGCGCGCGUGUAUGUGUGUGUAAGGAGGCGGCAUGGAGGUUUUGUGGCUCCUGCCGCUGCUCGUCGUGCCUGUCCUGUUUUGGACCAGCACCACGUUCGUUUUCUAUUUCAAAAAAUGUUUCUACGUGGCUUAUAUGAUGCUGUUGGCCAUGAUCGCUAUUCCCAUUUGUAUCCUGAAAAGCGGCGGACGGGACGUCGAGAAUAUGCGGAUCAUUCGCUUCAUAGUGCGCCAUGUGAAGUACUUCCUGGGUCUACGCUUUGAGAUCAGUGGCUGGGAGCACCUGCAGACUGAGGGGCCUUACGUCAUCAUCUCCAACCACCAGUCAUCUCUUGAUGUGCUGGGCCUGAUGGAGGUUUUGCCUGAUCGCUGCACCACUAUUGCCAAGAAGGAGCUGCUGUGGGCAGGAACAGUGGGCAUGGUGUGCUGGUUGGGGGGCAUCGUGUUCAUCAACCGCAAGAAAACUAGUGAUGCUAAGAGUGUCAUGGCCGACACUGCCAAGAUCAUGCUGCACGACAAGAUCCGCCUGUGGGUGUUUCCUGAAGGAACACGGAAUCAGAAAGGUGACAUUCUGCCAUUUAAGAAGGGCGCAUUCCACCUGGCAGUGCAGGCCCAGGCACCCAUCAUCCCUAUUGUGUUCUCCUCCUAUAGCAACUUCUACCUAAGGAAGGAGAAAGAGUUCAAAUCAGGAACGAUCACUCUGAAGAUCCUCCCCAAAAUUGAGACAAAAGGCUUGACGUCAGACGAUGUGUCGUCACUUUGUGACCGGUCGUACGCCGUGAUGCGUGCUGCCUUCCUGGAAAUCUCGGGCCAAUCAUCUCAGUCCAAUGGGCCGUCCAGUCACUGAGCAUUUCGGUGACUCCAUCUACUGUUUCUCUCUCAUUGCGUCUCAUAGCCGCAAUGCUCUCUGACGGCUUGAGACUUUGCAGUCGUGGUGAUUGACAGUAGCUGUGGCAACUAGACACUUCCAGUAUCUUUUUUCAGUGUCCAUAUAAAGCCACAUUACACACACACACACACACCCACACACACAUAUAUAUAUGCCUAUAUAUACACACAUACACUCAAUACACUCUGGUCUCUCAUUGGGACUUUUGGAAGUGCAUGGGUGUGGAGUUAACUGAGGGCAACAAUCUUUGACCUUGCCCAUUGAAGACAGUCUGUUUGGAGCAUUUUUUUCAAUAGGUUUAUUUCAGAAAGGAAAUUUCUUGUGGAUGUGCAUUUAUCAUGCAUGCCUUUGGACGCUUUGUCUCUCCUCUUCGCUUUUUAGAUCCUGGACAAUUUGUCUUUUUUUUUUUUUUUUUUUUUUUUUAAAAUACAUUUUUCGCCUCUUCCCUGAUAAUCAUUUACUUGUCGCUGAUCUUUUAGGUCUUCCCAUGUUCUUUUAAAUCAUUUUUCAUCUUGUUUUGGUUCAUAUUUUAUUGUCUUUUGCCAUCAGUCCUGCCUUAAGACCCAGCCAAUUAAACGUGUACUUUAAGUGCAGCUACCACCAGUGGCAAACUUCCACCAUUCCAAGUCCUACCCCAUAAAGCAGAAGUUGGCAGUUUGGGAGGAAUUUUUCACUUGAUUGUACUCAGUGUUGCUAACUAUUAUUUUCCCUUAAGCCUUAUCAUUGGAGUUUGCACGUUAAAAAAAAAAGCCUUUCUGUUUAUUAGCUUUAUUUAUUUUGUAUUUCUGCCUUUUUACCUUUUGUCUCUUGUUUUGGAAGAGUUUAGCUGUAAAUUUCAAAGAUAAUUUCAUGAAGUGCAGUGUUGGAUUGUACUAGGGAUACUGGCUACUGAAAAAAAAAGUAAAUGAAAUACAGCCUAUUAAAACGUAGUAUUUAAUAAUUUAUUUUACUUGGGAAUUAGAAAUAGCUAUUUGUGGUGCUGUUUGCUUUGCUGUGAUGAGUUUAAUCUGCGUCAUAAACUUAUUCAGUGCUGCCAGAUUAAACAGUAUCCACCACAAUCUGGCUUUUUUUAUAUAUAUAUUCGCCUUCAGUUAAAACAGCCUUGGACUGUUCGUUGCAUUUCAAAGUAACAUUUUCAGGACAGGCUCUUAGCAUCUACCUAAUGGUGCAUUCAAUCUGGCACAUUGAACUUGUAGGCAAGUCGUUACAUAAGACAUUUGUAGCGAUUAGCACCAGACACGUGCUAUCUUCAUGCAUGCGUAUGCUACGUAAACCUUACGGCUUGAUCUGUACUACAUGUGUCUGGAUAAUUACAAAACUUUUGGUAUUCAUGUUUUGUAAUCACUGCUAAAUUAACGUGCUACCUGCUAUGAAAAUAACAGUUUGAUUUUUUAAAAUAACCCUUCGGUUAAUAUUUAUUCAGAUGUGUAAUUUAAAAAAAAAAAAUUAUUUGUUGUAUUGGUACAAUCACGUAAUGUACCAAAACAAAUGCUAUAAACUGUUUUUGUGCCAUGUGUGUAAAGUUUCUCAGCUACCAGUUACAGCACUGUGAGUCAAUUAAUGAGCAGUGAUGGAUGAGAGUAUUGAUGGGGAGGCGGGGGUAAUACCCUGCUGUGACAUUGUUUUGAUUUGUUUUCUGCAAAACAUCACUUUGCCUAAUACUGGCUUAGUUUAUUUUGAGUAAGAAUGCAGUUUACAAAUAACCAAAUUUAAAGUGUACCUUACUAAAUUGACUUAUUCCAUACUGACUGGGGGAUGCAAAAAAAUGAUAUGAUUAAAACAUUUUUUUUUUCUUGAAAGUGUAACAGGUACUUUUGAAAAGCAUUUUUGAAAAAGUAGCUGAACAGUCAACAUUCUGAAAACCACAGAAAAAAUAUUUGAACUUGUUCUUUGUUUAUCUCUUUUUACUGAUAUAUUUGACACAUUUUAAUUGUGCUUAAUGUUGUUGAACCUAGGCAUUUCCGUACCUGUUUUUCCAUUCAUUUGAGUUGAAAUAAAUAUUUAUUUCAUUGGGAACGCCAAGCGGUUGUUAAGGUUUUUUUUUUUUUCUUCCCUAGAUCCUCCGCUAAUGCAGCUGUGAUCCACAAAUCUCAUUUGCAACUAAAAAUAAAAAGCAGUAAACAAACAAUCUCAAAUGCUUUAACAUACACUAUAUGGCCAAAAGUAUGUGGACACUUGACCCUCACAGCCAUAGGUGGGCCUUCCCCAAACGGUUGCCACAAAGUUGGAAGCACGCAAUUGUCUACAAUAUAUUUGUGUGCUGUAGCUUUACAAUUUCCCUUCAGUGGAACUAAGGGGCCCAAACAUGUUCUAGCAUGACGGUGCCCCUGUGCGCAAAGCAAGCUCCAUGAAGACAUGGUUUGCCAAGGUUGGAGUGGCCUACACAGAGCCCUCACCUCAACUCCACUGAACACGUUUGGGAUGAAUUGGGAUGAAUUGCAAUGCAGACAGCACACCAGGUCUUCUUGCCUGUCAUGAUUGCCUGACCUCACUAAUGCUCUUGUGGCUGAAUGGGCAAAACCCCACAGCCACACCAAAAUUUAGUGGAAAGCUUUCCCAGAAGAGAGGAGGUUAUUAUAACACCAAGGGGGGCCACAUACACUCACUGAGCACUUUAUUAGAACACUAUACUAAUACUGGGUAGGGCCUCCUUUUGCUCUCAGCCUCAGUUCUUCGUGGCAUAGAUUUCACAAGAUGUUGGAAACAUUCCUUUGAGAUUCUGGUGCAUGUAGACAUGAUUGCAUGACGUACUUUUGCUUUGUGACAUGGUGCAUUAUCAUGCUGGAAGUAGACAUUAGAAGAUGGGUAAAUUGUGGCCAUGAAGGGAUGCACAUGGUUAGCAACAAUACUCAAACAGGCUGUGGCAUUCAAGUGAUGGUUAAUCGGUAUUAACGGGCCCAAAGUGUGACAAGAAACCAUUCCCACACCAUUACACCACCUCCACCAGCCUGGACUGUUGACACAAGGCAGGUUGGGUCCAUGGGUUCAUGCCGUUUGUGCCAAAUUCUGACCCUACCAUUUGUGUGCCUCAGCAGAAAUCAAGAUUCAUCAAACCAGGCACCAUUUUUCCAGUCUUCAACAGUCCAGUUUUGGUGAGCAUGUUCCACCAGAAGUGGAACCUGACAUGGUCUUCUGCUAUUGUAGCCCAUCUGCCUCAAGGUUCAACGUGAUGUGCCUUCUGAGAUGCUGCUCACCACAAUUGUACAGAGUGGUUACCUGAGUUGUAGCCUUUCUGCCAACUCAAACCAGUCUGGCCAUUCUUCGUUGACCUCUCUCAACAAGGCAUUUUCUUCUGCAGAACUGCCGCACACUCAAUGUUUUUUCUUUAGUGUACCAUUCUGAGUAAACUAUUGUGCCUGAAAAUCCCAGGAGAUCAGCAGUUAUAGAAAUAUCCAAACCAGCCUGUCUGGCACCAACAAUCAUGCCACUGUCCAAAACUGAGAUCACAUUUUUCCCCAUUCUGAUGGUUGACAUGAACAUUACCUGAAGCUGCUGGAUCAUAUCUGCAUGAUUUUAUGCAUUACACUGCUGCCAUAUGAUUGGCUGAUCAGAUAAUUGCAUGAAUGUGUAGGAGUACAGGUGUUCCUAAUAAAGGGCUUGGUGAGUGUACUUUAGGUCAUAUAGUGUACAUUUCCAAAUUGCAUCAAAUGCAGCUGAUAAGUCUUUGGAUGUCUAACAUCCAAAUUUUGUUUACUUCUUUUUCUCUCUUCUUUUGCCCUGGGCUACAAAGCUAAUGUAGCUAACACUAACGGAGGAUUGUCUACUGCUCAAAAAUGACUGCCAAUACUUCAGUUAUGAGAUGUGCUUUUGUUCAUUUUUAGAGAUAACUGUCUGUGACAGGUUGAUUUGAACAACUUGAUGUGUAUGUGAACAAAUAUAUGAAGCAAAAUUCAGUACACAGAAUAUGACUUGGUUGAGACAUAUUUGAGACAAGAGAAAAAUGGUUUCCCCCUAAAUCAUUCCCUUAAACAUGUAACGUAGUAAAUAUUCGUUAUACCUGUUAAGUAAAAUAACCAAACCGAAUGUCAAAACUACCAAACUGAAUGUGACACACCACUCUGAGAGGCAUGUAAGGUAUCCUUAUUUAAACCUGACUCUUAAAGGAAAUAUAGAAAUGCAUGUUUUAUUUAAAAUAGAGUAUAUUCUCAGUGAUCCAUAUAAUAACAUGUACACUAGUGAUUGUAUUUAAUGUGCAGAAAAUAAUGCGUUUUAAUGAGUAUGAUACCUUUAUGAACUCUGACUUAAAAGUGAAAAAUAAUCUAAUAAUACAGAAUCCACACUAAUUGGGAUAUCAAUUAAAUAUUAAACUUAAAUAUCAUUAAUAAUAAAUAUAAUUAUUCAGAUUGCAUUAAAGCACUUUAAAUGUUGAGCUAUUUGAUUUGUUUGGAAUCUGUUGUUCAGUCUUUUUGGGGAAUUUUUGUUUUUUGGUUAAUUUUUUUCAUUUCACCAAAGCUAUUCAUUGUUAAAAACUGGUGGUAGUUAUAAAUGCUGUUUAUUGCAUUAAAGCAAACAAGUCUUUCCA
This is a messenger RNA of Pangasianodon hypophthalmus (striped catfish), 5710 nucleotides long. RefSeq names its product 1-acylglycerol-3-phosphate O-acyltransferase 2 (lysophosphatidic acid acyltransferase, beta) (gene agpat2). NCBI's taxonomy places the organism in Eukaryota, Metazoa, Chordata, Actinopteri, Siluriformes, Pangasiidae. Gene Ontology annotation, biological process: phosphatidic acid biosynthetic process. The record is from RefSeq and is a predicted model, not a curated record. The coding region runs from base 334 to 1146 and encodes 270 amino acids. Gene Ontology annotation, cellular component: endoplasmic reticulum; membrane. Gene Ontology annotation, molecular function: 1-acylglycerol-3-phosphate O-acyltransferase activity. The transcript has 6 exons.